UAAAACGUCAUUACGAAGCGCCAACUACAACACACACACAAUAAUUCCAGUUUGUCGUCGUUUUUGCAACUUUUGUUUAUACUUUUACAUUACUACGCAAACUAAGACGUGCAGAAAUGUCUGGGAAGGCCAAAGAUAUCCUACAGCUGGACCUUUAUGGCUUGCUUGGAAUUGAAAACACUGCUACAGCGAAGGAGAUCAAAAAAGCCUAUCGACAGAAAGCUUUGAAAUGCCAUCCAGACAAAAACCCAGACAACCCAAAAGCAGCGGAGCUCUUCCACCAGUUAUCUCAGGCUCUGGAGGUGCUUACCGAUGCUGCUGCCAAGGCUGCCUAUGACAAAAUUUGUGCUGCCAAAAAACAAGCAGAAGAACGAAACCGCAAACUUGAUGACAAGAGAAAGAAGAUUAAGCUUGACCUUGAGGAAAGAGAACGACAAGCAGAAGCUCAGACCCAAGAUGAAGUGCAAAUUACAAGGACACUUGAAGAAGAGAUCACUCGCUUGAGGGAGGAGGGAUCCAGACAGCUUGAGGAAGAACAGAGGCUCAUCAGAGAGCAGAUUCAAAGAGAAAGAGAAGAACAGCAGAACACGGGAGACUACAGUCACAGAAACUCUGGAAUUGGGAGGUGUUCCAGGAGCAACGUCACUCCAAAAUUGAAGUUGAAGUGGAAGUGUAAAAAGGAUGAUGGUACAAAUGGUGGCUACUGUCAAGAAUUCCUUCUAAAACUUUUACAAAAGUACGGAGAUGUUUUGAAUGUGAUCGUAUCAACAAAGAAGCAAGGAAGUGCAGUUGUUGAAUUUGCAACCGUAAGGGCAGCUGAGCUGGCAGUAAAGAAUGAAAGUGGCCUGAGUGAAAAUCCAUUGAAGAUUUCUUGGUUAGAAGGCCAGCCUGAAGUUGAUCCUGCAUCUCAAUUCCCGUUGACACAGGGUUCCUUGUCCAAUGAACGCGACUACGAGAGUGUAGUGAUGAUGAAGAUGAGGCAGGCUGCUGAGCGACAACGUCUCAUUCAGCAAAUGCAAAAGGAGGAUGAGGAAGAAGGCCUUACGUCCUAGCACCGGAGGACCUGGCUUGGCACCUGCCCGCAGCCAAAAAACAGAACUCUUGUUUUAAACUUUCAUUUUUUAAUGUGUUGUUUUGUGUCAAAUCAUGUAAAUAAAUGAUGGCAAAUAAAUGACCACAGAAAGUUCAUCGUUUGAAGUUGCAUGCUGUGUUUCUCCUCAAGUGAAAUAAGUGCUGUUAGGAUACAGAGAGUGUGGUCUCACAGAUACUAAGUGGACGAAUGCAUGAAUUGUUAUGAAUAAUGUCUUCAGUUAGCUGUCCCAAGAUGUUUGUUUUUGGCAAGUUUUCUUUCUUAGUUGUAUUAGAAUGUUUGCUGAAAUAUGGACAAUAAUACCUGUAUACAAUAUCGUUAAGGUGAAUAGGAAUGCAUUACUUGCGUUAGUUCGAUUUGAUCAUUAAAACCCAUUGCAAUUUAGUGAUUGAUGAACCCUUAACGUGAUGAAAUGAGUAUGAUUUGGCAAAUUGAGGCAACUCCUCAUUGUAGUCAGAAUCCUUCCACUGUGUCAUGCUCAUAUACACUACUUAUCCAGUAACUCAGUGAAAGCAGCUGAGAUGUGUAGCUAUCCAAGCCACAGUCUGUGACUGUGUAGAAAUCAUUUCUCCCCCACGAACAAACUCCCAAGCCAACUUUGGAACAUUAUAGGUAGGACUUUAAAGAAGCCUUGUGGCCUCUUGUGAUAUGUAUAUGUAUUGUAGAGACCAUCCAUCAUUGUUACAUAUUAAAUACUUUAUUCAUAUCUUUCAAAACUCUUCCCUUAAUGUAUCCUUUAAAGCAGACAUGUCCAAAGUCCAGCCCGGGGCCAAAUGCGGCACGUGGACAAAUUUCAUCCGGCCCCCAGCCUCUGUCAUAAAAUCAAUAACGUCUGGCCCACACACAGACUUAAUAAAUUGGUCAGCAGUACUGCUACCAGCAUAUGAAGUAGCUUACACACUAAAUGCUGCUCCUCAUUUACCCACUAAAAGGCAGCAGCACUCUAAGGAACAUUACCCUGUGUGACCCUUUACUCCCAAUAUUCUAAAACGGUGACAAUCAACAAAAACAAGAAAGUUGACUAUGCGACGGCCGACGCUUCAAGGAUAGUUCGAAAUUGGAGUAUUUCUUCACUAAAAUGCGCAACAACUGUGUCUGCCUCAUUUGCAAAGAGACAGUCGCUGUUUUUAAAGAGUUCAGUCUGAGGGGAUAUUUCCAAACAAGACACGCUGACAUGUACGACAAGAUUACGGGGAAGAUACGUAGCGAGAAAUUGAAGCAACUUGAAGCUAGUUUAACUUCGCAGCAGCAAUAUUUCGCAAGAGCCCGAGAGUCAAAAGAGUACGCCACAAAGGCUAGUUGCGAGAUUGUUAAAAUUAUUAAUUUAACAAAAAUAAUAAAGCAAAUGUGACACAAAGAAUGGCUUGCUAAAAUUUGCUUGAAUAUAUUGUUCUACGUAAAUGACGUCAGCCAAGGUCGGCCCACCACAUUUUUACUGCACCAAAUCUGGCCCCCUUUGCAAAAAGUUUGGACACCCCUGCUUUAAGGAAUACAUAAGUAAAUACACUACCGUUCAAAAGUUUGGGGUCGCUUAGACCCCAGACUUUUGAACAGUCGUGCAUCACAAUAUAUCCAAUCGCCAAGGUGUUCCAUACAUAUUUCUCUUGUAUAAAGUUUUUUUGCUCUCCCCGAACCUGCUAGCAGUUAUCCAAAUAAGAGGCAAUAAUGUUCUUGUUUCAAGAUACAGAAAUUUUCAUUCAAAGUACAGUGGUACCUCGACAUCCAAUCGUUUCGACACACGAUCUUUUCGACAUCUGACGUAAAAUUUCACUCGCCAUUUGUUUGUACAUCCGACAACAUGCUCGAAAUAUGACGAUUUAUGACAGCGCCGUAGUUUCUUUGUUUUCCCGCAAGACUGACGCACAGCGGUUUUUGUUGUGAGAGAAAUCAACAUGGGUUCCAAGAAUGUUAGUGCAGGUGGCGAAAUAGUGAAAAAGGUGAGGCUUACCAUUAAAAUUAAGAUGGAAAUCAUAGAAUAAUAUGAGCAUGGUGGUCACGUCCGUGAACUGGCCUGACAAUAUGGCUAUAAAAUGUCUAGAAUCUCGACGGUCCUCCUCCGACCUCCAUUCGCCAUUCUUUAUAACAGGGGUCGGGAACCUAUGGCUGGCAAGCCAGAUCUGUCCCUUUUGAUGGCUGCAUCUGGCUCGCAGACAAAUCUUGAAUUACUUCAAAAAUAACAAAAGUUUCAAUACACUCCUUUGCGCACUACGCGCAACGAUCACCGGUCAUAUGCUGGCGUUGCGCAGUAAUGAGUAGACGUGACUUUUGCCGCAUAUGUUAACUUUGUUAAUGCUCCGACAACACUCGCGCAAUUCGCACUAGAUAUCAUCAAAUGGCAACCUAGAUGUGCUACGUUAGAUCCCCCCAAGUCGCAUGCCAUUGGCUGCGUGAGCCCAGGUGAUCAUGGGACACGUAGUCCGUGUACUACAACCGGCAAAGAGAAAAGCAGUAAUUUUAGUGGGAAAGUGGCAAACAUACAUGUCGUUGUGGGAAAGUGGCAAACAUACAUGUCGUUGUGUCUAUAUUUUUAUUUUCCAAUCGCAUUGGCAGCGCAGAUGAGGCAGAGACACUGUUCUAGUGGGGUCGCCGUAUUUUGCUGUCGAAAAUAGCGGCCGAUGUGCGUGAAGUAAACUUCUCUGGUUUUUAGUUUCAUUUUGCCCCUUUGUCAGCUAAUUUUAGAAACCCUUUUGAGAAGAUGGGAAAAAGAAAGUCCUUCACUGAGUUCGCUAAAGAAAAAAAUCUACCGAUGCAUAAACUUGUUUCAGUGUGCGGUGAUGGUGCUCCGUGCGUGGUGGGGAAAAACAGGAUUCCUGGCGCUUCAUGAACAUAAGGUUUUUCAAUGCCUGCAUAAAGCUUAACCCCACCAAAUAUCAACCAGACUACAAAGCCAUCAGCAAAACCAUGCAGCACCAGAAGUCGCAUUAAUGGUAAGAAAUACUCAUCAUUGAUUAGCAACAGCAUAACAAUGUUAUUAAAAAGAAUUCAGAGACUAACCCAAACCCUUAUACUUUAAAAGUGUUAAAAUUACAUAAAAUGCACACAUUACUUGUAUUUUUAGUUUUAAACAUUUUAUGGCUCUCACGGAAUUACAUUUAAAAAAUGUGGUGUUCAUGGCUCUCUCAGCCAAAAAGGUUCCCGACCCCUGCUUUAUAAGUUAAGGUGACAAUUAGUAUGGUGGUAACAUCGUCAUGUUUUUAAUCAAUUAUUUCAGAACUUGUACAACACAACAUGCCGACUGUCCGCCCCCAGCUGAACAAAGUGAAAGUAAAAACUCAUCCCCCACUCUGUCAAGUCUCAAGUCACCCACGUGGUGCGUUCAGGUACACCAUGCAAAAUACAUUUGCCAUAUUAACACCCGAUUUGUUACAUUAUUACAGGUCCAGUAUUAUUACUAUUAUCAUAUUAUUAUUCCGAUUUUUAUUCAUAAAUAUUUGUUUUGCUCUGUGUAAUUGCUAUUUGCAAUAGUGCCAGCCGAAUUUAUUAAGAAUUUAGUGUCGGUUUUCAGGCUGUGGAACGAAUUAAUGGGAUUGUAAUGUAUUCUUAUGGGAAAAUCCUGCUCGACAUACGACCAUUUUGUCUUACAGAGGUACCACUGUACUGUACUAUCUGCAAUUAUACAAUGAGAAAUCCAUACACAGCUACAAUGAAAUGGGACAUUCUAUUUUCAUUAGGGAUGUACUGAAAGCAAAAUUCUUGGCAAAAACCGAAUGCAGGUAUUCACUGGGUUACGACCAGUGCUGUUAAUCUUACUUAAAACAUUUUUUUUUUUAAAGUAAUUAAUUACAGUUACAAAUUACUUUUCCCAGAAAGUAAUUGAGUUAGUAACUCAGUUAUGAAUGUGAUAUUAAUGAGUUACUUGGCAAAGUAACUGGUUUUACUUUUCAUGUUUUUUUUUCCAUUCAAAAAAAAAAAAAAAACAGUUACACCAUGUGAAGUUCGAAUGGUUUUUGGGACAAUCACCCUAGCCCAAUUUUUUUACCCUAAACCUAACUAGCCACAGGGGUAUUGUGGAUAUUGCGAUAAUUAGAUAGUAACCUUUGCUGUUUUUGGAAGUCAUUUAACGUAGUGAAUCGACCAUUAAAGUUGUUAAAAUUGCUCCCGUUACUGCAUUUGUUUCCUUCUGUCUACUUUCUUCAUGUGAAAGUUUUAAAACUGUUUCAUCAUUUAAAGAUUCAAGUCAAGAUUUUGCCGAUUUAGGAGUAUUUUAGAUAAAAAGUUACUUAAGUUUGCUAGGAAGGUUCUCUACAACAGAGCCUUUCUGAGAAGUCUACUGCUUUAAGAUGGCGGCUGUUUACGAACGCCGGCAAGUGUAUCAUUUCGCAUCUACUUCUCUAUACAUUUGCUAACACCGCCGAGUCUGUCAUUUCGCAUCUAGUUCAUAUAAAUGUGAUAUCUAGUGUAGCAUUAUGUGGGCGUAGUUUGUAGGCUAUCAGCAACAGUCAGGUAUUAUUGGAGCCACCUAGCCUAGCAUCGUGUUUGUAACGACGUCACAACUCCCUCUUUCCCACUCCCGCUCUUCUCUCUCCGUAUCUUGCAGACUUCUCUCGUGUCGUUCAACCAACGUAGUAACGCAAAGUAACGCACGCCUUUACAUCCCCAGUAACGGUAACGGCGUUGCAAAGAUGUAUAGAGUAUAACGGCGUUAUACUCUAAUGCUGUUAUUAACAACACUGGUUACGACGUACCCGACUUGCGUGAUUACGACUUUACGACGCUGGAGUCUUUUUUUUUUUUUUUUUUUUUUUGUAAAUGUUGACUUUUGUUCUGUGGUGCAUGCUUUUAUCUUGGCGGAGGAAGGGUAGAGCAGGUAGUUAUAAUGGCACGCAAGUAAGAGCGCACGGGCACGCGCACACACUUGCAAGAGCGCAUUCGUUGCAUGUUGAAGCAGCGCAGCCGAGUGAGAGAGGGGAAAGCCCGCAAGCCUGCACGCACAUUUGUUGCUUGUGAAGCAUCUACAGAGGCAGCACCUGUAUAUAACACCUUUUUUCCUGUUUAUUGUGGUCAAAUACUGUGGUUGUUUUUGAUGAUGUGCGGACGCUGAUAGAUUCAAAUCAUUUGUGUGUUUUUUUUUAUUUUUUAUUGCUGUAUCAGCAGCUAGUUACAAACGCAAAUUUCAAUUGCUGUUAUUGAAGAUGAAACUGAUUUAACCGGCCACUUUAUUAGGUACACCAUGCUAGUAACGGGUUGGACCCCCUUUUGCCUUCAGAACUGCCUCAAUUCUUCGUGGCAUAUAUUCAACAAGGUGCUGGAAGCAUUCCUCAGAGAGUUUGGUCCAUAUUGACAUGAUGGCAUCACACAGUUGGUGCAGAUUUGUCGGCUGCACAUCCAUGAUGCGAAUCUCCCGUUCCACCACAUCCCAAAAAUGCUCUAUUGGAUUGAGAUCUGGUGACUGUGGAGGCCAUUUGAGUACAGUGAACUCAUUGUCAUGUUCAAGAAACCAGUCCGAGAUGAUUCCAGCUUUAUGACAUGGCACAUUAUCCUGCUGAAAGUAGCCAUCAGAAGUUGGGUACAUUGUGGUCAUAAAGGGAUGGACAUGGUCAGCAACAAUACUCAGGUAGGCUGUGGCGUUUCAACGAUGCUCAAUUGGUACCAAGGGGCUCAAAGAGUGCCAAGAAAAUAUUCCCCACACCAUUACACCACCACCACCACCAACCUGAACCGUUGAUACAAGGCAGGAUGGAUCCAUGCUUUCAUGUUGUUGACGCCAAAUUCUGACCCUACCAUCCGAAUGUCGCAGCAGAAAUCGAGACUCAUCAGACCAGGCAACAUUUUUCCAAUCUUCUAUUGUCCAAUUUCGAUGAGCUUGUGCAAAUUGUAGCCUCAGUUUUCUGGUCUUAGCUGCAAGGAGUGGCAUCCGGCGUGGUCUUCUGCUGCUGUAGCCCAUCUGCCUCAAAGUUCAACGUACUGUGCAUUCAGAGAUGCUCUUCUGCCUAACUUGGUUGUAACGGGUGGUUAUUUGAGUCACUGUUGCCUUUCUUUCUAUCAGCUCGAACCAGUCUGGCCAUUCUCCUCUGACCUCUGGCAUCAACAAGGCAUUUUCGCCCACAGAACUGCCACUCACUGGAUAUUUUUUCUUUUUCGGACCAUUCUCUUUAAACCCUAGAGAUGGUUGUGCGUGAAAAUCCCAGUAGAUCAGCAGUUUCUGAAAUACUCAGACCAGCCCUUCUGGCACCAACAGCCAUGCCACGUUCAAAGUCACUCAAAUCACCUUUCUUCCCCAUACUGAUGCUCGGUUUGAACUGCAGGAGAUUGUCUUAAACCAUGUCUACAUGCCUAAAUGCACUGAGUUGCCGCCAUGUGAUUGGCUGAUUAGAAAUUAAGUGUUAACGAGCAGUUAGACAGGUGUACCUAAUAAAGUGGCCGGUGAGUGUAUAUUUCAGUUAC
Molecule: messenger RNA, 7474 nt
Organism: Corythoichthys intestinalis (scribbled pipefish)
Lineage: Eukaryota; Metazoa; Chordata; Actinopteri; Syngnathiformes; Syngnathidae
Gene: dnajc17
Product: DnaJ (Hsp40) homolog, subfamily C, member 17
Exons: 11
Coding region: 117-1052 (311 amino acids)
Biological process (GO): spliceosomal complex disassembly
Cellular component (GO): spliceosomal complex
Molecular function (GO): RNA binding
Source: RefSeq, a predicted model, not a curated record